AUGUCAUCAUCAUAUCCAAAAACCUCCGUCAAUGGUGGAGAAAACGGAUGUGACUGGGUCUGGAACGAAAUCAAAUCCAAAGCUCUCCGUCAACCAAAGCACACACUUCCUCCUUCUCCUCCGACCCAUCUCUCCUCUCCGCCACCGUCGCUGACCUACAUGCCGCCCGUCAAGGAGACCCAUCUGAUCCUACUCCUUCUUGGUUUACUCCCAAAAGGUGAACCAGAUACAGUGACAGAAGUGAUAGAAGUGGUGAAAAUGGCAAAGGAUGUUGAAUGGAGGGUGGUGAUAUCACAGAGAAGUGGGGAAACAAAAGAUUAUUCCAUUGCUGACUUGGCGGUUGAUCUUGCUGGUUCAGAAGGGGCUAAAAGAACAGGUUCUGAUGGUAUGCGGUUCAAAGAAGCUUGUGUUAGUCCUGUAGAUAUAAAUGUUGAGGAGACUCUCAACACUUUAAAGUAUGCAAACAGGACUCGAAAUAUACAGAAUAAGCUUGUGGUGAAUAGGGAUCCGAUGUCUAGUGAAAUGUUAAAGAUGCGCCAACAACUAGAAUGCUUGCAAGCAGAACUUUGUGCUUGUGCUUGUGGUUGUGGUUCUAUUGUUAAAUUAGAGUUGAAGAACAUGGUGAUUGCAUUGCUUUCGAUUUUUCAAUUUGGGAUUCAUAUCCCUUUGUCGUUGCUGUUCGUGUAUAAGUUGAAUCUUGGUGUUGGUGGAGCCAUGAUUGCUUUGUCUAUGUCAUCGUGGUUUCUUGUGAUUGUAGAGUUUGUUUAUAUAUUUGGUGGUUGGUGUCCGUAUUCUUGGAAGGGGUUUACAUCAGCAGCUUUUAAGGAUCUGUUACCUGUUGUGAAGCUCUCGAUAUCUUCCGAUGUUAUGGUCUGGUAA
Molecule: messenger RNA, 879 nt
Organism: Lactuca saligna
Lineage: Eukaryota; Viridiplantae; Streptophyta; Magnoliopsida; Asterales; Asteraceae
Source: the annotation of a GenBank genome assembly